AUGGGAAUAGUCGAUAUCAAAAAUCGUGUACUUUAUUUUGCAAAUCGCGACAUUGCCGAAAGAGCUUUCGCACUAUAUAAUACUCGCACAGAAAAAAUUAGCUUAUAUUUGAAUGAUCCCAAUAACGGAUCUGAUCCAGCACCGAAUGCUUUCGUUUUGGAAGUCAAGCAAUUUUCAGCGAGAACAGAUCUGUAUGCAUAUUUCCGUAAAUUCGGUCCUAUAUAUUCAUUGAAAAUUCAUUCGGAUCCGGCAAAUGGUUGUCCCAAAGGAAGUGCUUAUAUCCAAUAUUUCAAUAAAGCUGAUGCUGAACAAGCAUUGGCUAAAAUGCACUGCCAAGAAAUAGAUGGAAAGUCCAUGUAA
Ambispora gerdemannii is the source of this 360-nucleotide messenger RNA. The record is from the annotation of a GenBank genome assembly. Lineage: Eukaryota; Fungi; Glomeromycota; Glomeromycetes; Archaeosporales; Ambisporaceae.